AUGGCACCCAUUGCUAUCACUCCUCCACCCGUCGAGCCUAAGCGGGCUCGGCCAGGUAUGCUGCGCGCCAAUACAGCCAACAUGGGUACGAAGAGAAAGAUCAUCUGCUUCUCAGACUUUGACGGCACCAUUUUCAUGCAAGAUACCGGUCACACCCUCUUUGACAACUUUGGUUGUGGCCCAGAAAGGAGGAAAAUUCUGGCGAAGCAACUAGAGUCCGGAGAACGGUCAUUUCGUGAAGUCUCAGACGAGCUCUACGCCUCACUAGAUGUACCAUUCGAAGACGGCUUCGAGGUCAUGAAAACAGCCCUGGACAUCGACCCUGACUUCCAGACCUUCCACGAGUUCUGUGUCAACAACAAUAUUCCUUUUAAUGUCAUCUCGGCUGGGCUCAAGCCUGUAUUGCGGAGAGUCCUCGAUCACUUCAUUGGAGAGGAAAUGAGCAAACAUAUUGAAAUUGUGGCCAACGAUGCCAAAAUUGCCGAUGAUGGCAGCAAAUGGGAAGCAGUUUGGAGACACGACACUGAGCUCGGUCACGACAAAGCCCGGUCAAUAAACGAGUACAAGGCAGCAGCGCGAUUGGAGAGCGACAAUGGCACAAUACCGAUGAUCAUCUUCGUUGGUGAUGGCGUCUCAGACCUUUCAGCAGCACGUGAAGCCGAUGUCCUUUUUGCUCGCCGAGGGCUGAAGCUGGAGGAGUACUGCAUUGAACAUGGCCUCUCAUACAUCCCCUUCGAUACGUUCGCCGACAUCCAAAAGGAACUCAUCAAGAUUGCUAAGGUCGAUGAAGAGAAGACACACGGCCGAGGUCUGCCAUCCAACUUCAACCCUCGCGCCAACAUGUGGAGGAGGGUCAGCAGCCGGGCUGCCGUGCCUGUGUUUACUGCCCUCAGCCCGCACAAGGAAGAGAAGGCCUUCUUGUGGCCAAACACUUUCACCCAGCCAGCCACGGUCGCGAACAAAGACCAAGUAAAGACCGCCCUUGCAGCGCCGGUGGCAUAG
Messenger RNA from Cladophialophora psammophila CBS 110553, 1002 nucleotides. RefSeq lists its product as uncharacterized. The record is from RefSeq and is a predicted model, not a curated record. The coding region runs from base 1 to 1002 and encodes 333 amino acids. The transcript has 2 exons. Lineage: Eukaryota; Fungi; Ascomycota; Eurotiomycetes; Chaetothyriales; Herpotrichiellaceae. Gene Ontology annotation, molecular function: phosphatase activity.